Molecule: messenger RNA, 1780 nt
Organism: Cuscuta epithymum
Lineage: Eukaryota; Viridiplantae; Streptophyta; Magnoliopsida; Solanales; Convolvulaceae
Source: the annotation of a GenBank genome assembly
GUAAACAUGCCCUAUCUCUCAUAUGUGGACUACACUACACUAUGCAUUUAUGGAAGCUCUAACCCCUCUUUUAAGUGCACCAAUCGACCCAUUACCGAACAGCAAACAAGGCCAAAGGGCGAGGGCGGAGAAGAAGGACCAGCUAUGAAGGGAACGGCGAAGAUGAACGCUAUGAGAUCUGGAUUGGUUGUUAUAGGAGCUUUAGCUUUCGGGUACUUAACUCUUCACCUCGGUCUCAAGCCCUUCCUCCAGCGAGCAGAGGCGCAACAACACCAUCUUCUUCCCGAUCCCUCAAACUCGGACCAAUCUAACUUGUGAUUCCCCCACCUUAAACUUCAUUCCUCUAUAUCCUUAUGGGACUUUCCCCCCGAUCUGCUAGUUAAACUUUUCCGAUCUGUUAAUGUAGCAAUGCUCGUAUUUGUCUUCUGUAAGAACUUUGAUGCUUUCUUCGAUUUAAUUUUGAGUAGCUUUCUGAUUUGAUGCGUUGUUCUUAUGGCGAUUUCAUUUCUUAUAGAUUCAUUGCAUAACCUGGAUUAAUGCUGCACUUCAUGAGCCAAAUUUGAUAAAGAGAGUGGAUUGAGGCCACUUUGAACUUAGGCAUCACCAUUUCUUAUUGAUUCUACGUAUAAAAUUUGCUUCAUUUUAUACGUAUUAUGUUCUUAUGGGCUAUUUUGGUGUAAGACUGCAGUUUCAUGGAGCCACCCCCUUUAGUGCCAAUUUCUUUUCGAGUGAUAUGUUGAAUGACUGUCUAAAUGGUGUUUCUACUGAAUCACACAUUACAAUUUUUUUUUCUACGGCAGAUAAUUAGUGUCCAUCUGAACACGAAAAAUGUUAGAGAAAGGAAAUUAGAAGAAAAGUAAAACAUAGUUUUACACUUGAUCAAAAUGUUUGAAUUCCAGAAAUAUCCAGGGAACAAGUAAAACAUAGUUACAAACAUAACAAAUCUAAUUUAUAUAUUUGAUCAAACUCUGUUUAAGUAUAUACUAAUAGUAUGUAAAGACUAAGAAAUUUAAAUAUAUAUAAUGUUUUAGUUUUUAAAUCAUAUUGAAUUUUUGUUGUAUCUUCCAAUGCAAAAGGCAAAUAUAAGAAAAUAAAAUUGCUUUGCAUUUUACUUGUUCCCUGGAUAUUUUUGGAAUCCAAACAUACCCUUAAUCUUGAGAUACUCCUAGUCCUAGGGGUGGCAUGGCUGGUUAACCGCAUUUCGGUUAACCAACAUUUUCUGUACCACUAUUCAUACCAUAUUUUUGGGUAACCGGACAUUGGUUAACCGCUAACGGGUUAACCGAAUAACCAUGAAAUAAAUUAAAUAAAAAAUACAGAGUAAUUAAACUGCUAACUUACAUGGAGUAAAAAUCUUGUGUUCAAUCAAUGUAUAAUCUGUGUUGAAGACAUGAGAUACUAAUUACAUAGUACUAAUUUAUUAUACCCUUAACCCUUUUAGCCUCUACUGUUGGACAAAACUACUUCCCAGGUUUGGAUUCGUUUCAUGCCUCCAUGGUGCUGCUGCAGUGUGACUGUUUUUUUUAUUGCAUACUAGUGUAACACCCGGGGCAUGCCCCGGUAGUGUUAAUUUGAUAUGGUCAGAUGACAAAUACUAAUAAGCACCACCACCAUGAAAUAUGGACGAAAAAUCACCAUCUUUUGGAGUACUAAUUUGUGUUUAUAUUUUGGCUUAUGUGCUUAUUGUUGUAAUAGUUAUUAAUUAUUUACAGAGCUAAUUAUAUGAUGAAGGAUGAUAAGAAGGAGUGUUGAAUUGGAAUUGGGAAUAUGUGGAGUUUAC